GGCGGGCUGGCGGCUGGCGGCGGUCGCUGCGGCGUGGGGCCGCGCCCCGGAGGAGGUCGGCGGCGGCGGAACGGGCCCAGAUUCUGAAUUGUGCCUGCACAGAGUGCUGAGAUCAGCCCCUGGAAGCAGCUGCCAGGGCAGAGUAACCAGCAGCUAUGACGACAGAGACGGGCCCUGAUUCAGAAGUGAAGAACAUGCAGGAGGAGGCCCCACAGCAGCAGCAGCUGGAAGCAGCCACGCACGGCCCCACUGCCACAGCUGCUGGCAUUGCCAGCCGGGACGCUGAGGCCAGCGAGAAGCCUGGAGCACAGCCUGAUAGCCGGAACACAGAGCCGGGCACAGACAUGGAGGAGAAGGACUACAGCGAGACAGAUGGGCUAUCUGACAAAACAACGCCUAGCAAGGCCCAGAAGUCACCCCAGAAAAUCAACAAGAAAGUCAAAAGUGCUCUCUGCAGAGUGACCCUGCUCGAUGCCUCUGAGUAUGAGUGUGAAGUGGAGAAGCAUGCCCGAGGCCAGGUUCUCUUUGACAUGGUGUGUGAGCACCUCAACCUCCUGGAGAAGGACUACUUUGGCCUCACUUUCUGCGACUCCGACAGCCAGAAGAAUUGGCUGGACCCCUCCAAGGAGAUCAAGAAGCAGAUCCGCAGUGGGCCCUGGAACUUUGCCUUCACUGUGAAGUUUUACCCUCCUGACCCUGCUCAGCUCACAGAGGACAUCACAAGAUACUACUUGUGCCUGCAGCUGCGUGCAGAUAUCAUCACGGGGCGACUGCCCUGCUCCUUUGUCACGCAUGCCCUGCUGGGCUCCUAUGCUGUGCAGGCCGAACUGGGUGACUACGAUGCUGAGGAGCACGUAGGCAACUAUGUCAGUGAGCUCCGCUUUGCUCCCAACCAGACACGGGAGCUGGAGGAGCGCAUCAUGGAGCUGCACAAGACCUACCGGGGCAUGACCCCUGGGGAAGCAGAGAUUCACUUCCUGGAGAAUGCCAAGAAGCUCUCCAUGUAUGGGGUGGACCUACACCAUGCCAAGGACUCAGAGGGUAUUGACAUCAUGCUAGGAGUCUGUGCCAAUGGCCUCCUCAUCUACAGGGACCGACUGAGGAUCAACCGUUUUGCCUGGCCCAAGAUCCUUAAAAUUUCCUACAAGAGGAGUAAUUUCUACAUCAAAAUCCGCCCUGGUGAGUAUGAGCAGUUUGAGAGCACCAUUGGCUUCAAGCUGCCCAACCACCGCUCCGCCAAGCGUCUCUGGAAGGUCUGCAUAGAGCAUCACACCUUCUUCAGGCUGGUAUCUCCAGAGCCACCCCCAAAGGGCUUCUUGGUGAUGGGCUCUAAGUUCCGCUACAGCGGGCGGACACAGGCACAGACACGGCAGGCCAGUGCCCUCAUUGACCGCCCAGCCCCCUUCUUCGAGCGUUCCUCCAGCAAACGGUACACCAUGUCUCGCAGCCUUGAUGGAGAGUUCUCACGCCCAGCCUCCGUCAGUGAGAACCAUGAUGCCGGAGCAGAGGGUGAGAAACAGGAGGAGGAUGGUGAGUUUGGCAGUGGGAGACGAUCUGAGACAGAGGAUGAGGAGGUGACUACCCCGACGAAGAUCAAGGAGCUGAAGUUUUUAGACAAACCAGAAGAUGUUUUGCUAAAGCAUCAGGCCAGCAUCAAUGAGCUGAAACGGACCCUGAAGGAGCCCAACAGCAAGCUGGUUCACAGGGACCGGGACAGGAGGCUGCCUUCCUCGCCAGCCUCUUCCUCACCCAAGCAUGAGGAGGAGACGCCGAAGGGAACCCCAGAAAAGGCCAGCGAGAGAGCAGGCUUAAGGGAGGGCACCGAGGAGAAAGCUAAGCUGCCUCGGCACAGGGCUCCUGAGAGCGACACUGGCGAUGAGGAGCAGGACCAGGAGAAGGACUCAGUGUUUCUGAAGGACAACCACCUGGCCAUCGAGCGCAAGUGCUCCAGCAUCACGGUCAGUUCGACCUCCAGCUUGGAAGCAGAGGUGGACUUCACAGUGAUCGGUGACUUCCAUGGAACAGCCUUUGAGGACAUCUCCCGGAGCCUGCCCGAGCUAGACAAGGACAAGAGUGAGAUGGAAGAUGAAGGCCUGGUUUCCUUCCAGCAUACUGACAAAGUAGUUCCUGGAUUGGAAGAGGAUGGCAAAGUCAGGGAGAAGGUCACCCAGCCCAGCUCAGACAUCUCUCAGCUAGAGUCACCAGCCCCAAAAACGGAUGCUUUAACAGUCAGCCUGGGGCCAGGUACAAAGAAGACCGAAGAUGCCUCCGCUGCCCACCAGAUCAGCACCCCAGAAGCAGCUCAGGUGGAAGGAGGCAUGCCUGGCAGCGGAGAUGCAUCAGCCUCUGUUAGUGCUGUCACCACAGAGACCACGCCAACAACCUCAGAUAACACCACCAAGCCUGGGAAAGGGGCUGGCCCUACAUCAGAGCUUUGCUCUGUGUCACCGAUCAGCAGCAGCUCUGCUGGGAAGGAAGUGCUCACCAGCAUAUUCAGUGCCACUGCAGAAACCCUCUCCACUUCUACCACUACCCACGUUACCAAGACUGUGAAAGGAGGAUUUUCAGAGACCAGGAUAGAGAAGCGCAUAAUUAUCACAGGAGAUGAAGAUGUGGACCAGGACCAGGCACUGGCUUUAGCAAUCAAAGAGGCAAAACUACAGCAUCCUGACAUGCUGGUAACCAAAGCUGUGGUAUACAGAGAAACAGAACCUUUUCCAGAGGAAAGGGACAAGAAACCUCAGGAAUCUUGACCAACAUGUUCAUGAAAUCAGCAUCUGUAUUCAGACCUGGAGGACAGUGAAGAAGGAGCCUUCAUGCUGGAUUUGUCAGCAAAACAUAGACAUCCCGGCUGCAAUGUUCAUGGCUAGAGACAAAAAGUUUUUAAAAAAGGAAUAGCAAAUAUAUAUAUAUAUAUACAC
Messenger RNA from Phasianus colchicus (ring-necked pheasant), 2921 nucleotides. It is a transcript of the gene EPB41L1, whose product is annotated as erythrocyte membrane protein band 4.1 like 1. The record is from RefSeq and is a predicted model, not a curated record. Gene Ontology annotation, molecular function: structural molecule activity; actin binding. Lineage: Eukaryota; Metazoa; Chordata; Aves; Galliformes; Phasianidae. Gene Ontology annotation, biological process: actomyosin structure organization; cortical actin cytoskeleton organization. Gene Ontology annotation, cellular component: plasma membrane; cytoskeleton.